Messenger RNA from Entelurus aequoreus (snake pipefish), 3287 nucleotides. RefSeq names its product SLAM family member 5. The record is from RefSeq and is a predicted model, not a curated record. NCBI's taxonomy places the organism in Eukaryota, Metazoa, Chordata, Actinopteri, Syngnathiformes, Syngnathidae. The transcript has a single exon. The coding region runs from base 110 to 895 and encodes 261 amino acids.
CUACGCGGACACCUAUUUCCUAUCUGUGAUCGCUUCCUGAGAUAAAAGGGAGUUGACCGUCGUGUUGUUUUUUAUAAACUCGGUGUAAGCGGGCUAAAACGGACAAAAGAUGAAGUUUAGUGUACUUUGUGGGUUUUGGAGCUCGUUGUUGUGUCUUUGCUGGUCGCUUGACACCGACGUAUACGUCGCAAAGGGCGGCACACUGCAUCUACGACCUGGCAAGUCGGGCCCUUUCACUAACGUGGUGUGGUCUAUCAACAGAGACCUGGUCGCCGAGUGGGACGCCGGUAAAGACGUCAUCUACUACGGCGAGUUCAAACACCGAACCACCCUGAAUACGGUGACCGGGGAUCUGCAGAUCUCUGAUGUGGGCGCGCAGGACGUGGGCAACUUCACGCUGGAGUUAAACAAGGUCUCCCAGGCGAACACCACCUUCAGCACCAAGAUCAUCAGUCCGGUACCUCAACCUCAGAUCCAUGUGUCCCCGGUGGCAUGUUCCAAAGACUCGGACCAAUGCAAGCUGCACUGCGCUGAAGACACCAGCCAGGCCGGACCGGUGACCUACCACUGGACGCACGACCCAAAACUUACGACAAAUACCAUCCUCAUUGACGUCCACAGUCAGGAGGAGAAGAGCUUGUCCUGCGUCAUGAAGAACCCCAUCAGCGAGAAGGAAAGCGAGCCCUUCACCAACCCCUUUUAUCAGGAAAAGGACGGCAUUGGACCGGGAGGGAUCGCCGGUCUGGUCAUAAUGAUCCUGGUUGUGGUGGUGGCAGCAGUGGUCCUGGUUUGGUACCGCAAGAACAAACGCCGUCAAGAAUUACCACUUCCGACCGACGCCAAAGUUCCAGAGAGUGUGCCGCUGGAUUCCAACACAACUACGGACAAGCCGUGACGUUCCUGUCUGGAAGGGUGUGUGCGUGGCCGCGGCGGCCCGCAGUCUGGACGCGAUGGACCGAAGCGUCACGGGAGUGGUCCGUGGCUCACCACCGCAAGUGUCCGUGCAGAGUGGUCGGUCGUUGCCCAAAAUGUCCCGCUUUUUUUUGGAUCCGUCUCUCCAAAGAUGAAUGUCAUGCUAACCCAGUUGUCCCUAAUUAAUGCGCUUGUUAGGCACUUCCGCUUUCAUCGUUGCUGUGUCACGUUAGCGCCAUGACAAUGCAAUUGCACUCACGGGAAAUGAAGAUAACUAUGUUGACCAAACUUCUUCUUUUUUGUACUCUGCCCUACCUACCGCUACAAUAGCCACGACUAUGAACUUUUUAUUUACAUUUUUUUUACUUUAUUUUUUUAGUGACUUUCUGAAACUGGCCCCUAACGCGGGGGUGCUGGAGCCUAUCUCAGCUACAUUCGGGCGGAAGGCGGGAUACACCCUUGACAAGUCGCCACCUCAUCGCAGGGCCAACAUAUUUUUUCCACGUUACUUUAUUUUCUAAAUUGACUUUCUGAAACUGGCCCCUAACGCAAAGUUCUGAAGCAAAAAUGUAUAAAUGGAUGGCUCGUAUCUCAAAAACCCAUAAGGUGCAUUAUUUUACAGUAUAAAUGUUUACUAUUCCACAUUACUUUAUUUUUUUAAUCGACUUUCUGAAACUGUCCCCUAACGCAAAGUUCUAAAGCAAAAAUGUAUAAAUGGAUGGCUUCUAUCCCAAAAACCCAUAAGGUGCAUUAUUUUACAGUAUAAAUGUUUAAUUUUCCCCAUUAUUUUUUUUAAUUGACUUUCUGAAACUGGCCCCUAACGCAAAAUUCUAAAGCAAAAAUGUAUAAAUGGAUGGCUCGUAUCUGAAAAACCCAUCAGGUGCAUUAUUUUACAGUGUAAAUGUUUACUAUUCCACAUUACUUUAUUUUUUUAAUUGACUUUCUGAAACUGGCCCCUAACGCAAAGUUCUAAAGCAAAAAUGUAUAAAUGGAUGGCUUCUAUCCCAAAAACCCAUAAGGUGCAUUAUUUUACAGUAUAAAUGUUUAAUUUUCCCCAUUAUUUUUUUUAAUUGACUUUCUGAAACUGGCCCCUAACGCAAAAUUCUAAAGCAAAAAUGUAUAAAUGGAUGGCUCGUAUCUGAAAAACCCAUCAGGUGCAUUAUUUUACAGUGUAAAUGUUUAUUAUUUCACAUUACUUUAUUUUUUUAAUCGACUUUCUGAAACUGUCCCCUAACGCAAAGUUCUAAAGCAAAAAUGUAUAAAUGGAUGGCUUAUAUCCCAAAAACCCAUAAGGUGCAUUAUUUUACAGUAUAAAUGUUUAAUUUUCCACAUAAUUUUUUUUAUUGACUUUCUGAAACUGGCCCCUAACGCAAAGUUCUAAAGCAAAAAUUUAUAAAUGGAUUGCUCGUAUCUGAAAAACCCAUCAGGUGCAUUAUUUUACAGUGUAAAUGUUUAUUAUUCCACAUUACUUUAUUUUUUUAAUCGACUUUCUGAAACUGUCCCCUAACGCAAAGUUCUAAAGCAAAAAUGUAUAAAUGGAUGGCUUCUAUCCCAAAAACCCAUAAGGUGCAUUAUUUUACAGUAUAAAUGUUUAAUUUUCCCCAUUAUUUUUUUUAAUUGACUUUCUGAAACUGGCCCCUAACGCAAAAUUCUAAAGCAAAAAUGUAUAAAUGGAUGGCUCGUAUCUGAAAAACCCAUCAGGUGCAUUAUUUUACAGUGUAAAUGUUUAUUAUUCCACAUUACUUUAUUUUUUUAAUCGACUUUCUGAAACUGUCCCCUAACGCAAAGUUCUAAAGCAAAAAUGUAUAAAUGGAUGGCUUAUAUCCCAAAAACCCAUAAGGUGCAUUAUUUUACAGUAUAAAUGUUUAAUUUUCCACAUUAUUUUUUUAUUGACUUUCUGAAACUGGCCCCUAAUGCAAAGUUCUAAAGCAAAAAUGUAUAAAUGGAUGGCUCGUAUCUCAAAAACCCAUAAGGUGCAUUAUUUUACAGUAUACAUGUUUAAUUUUCCACAUUAUUUUUUUUAAUUGACUUUCUGAAACUGGCCCCUAACGCAAAGUUCUGAAUGUAUAAAUGUUUAUUUUUCCACAUUCGGGAAAUGCUGUCCAUCCUAUGUGUGUAAAAAGUGUACAUUUCUAUUUUAAGUUCAGCAUUUACAAGCACAUAACUUUAAAUUAUACACUUUCAUAGGCACAUUAUUUUGUAUAUAUCUGGAGUUUUUUUUGUUUUCACAAACAUUCAUGUUUUAAUGACUGAAAAAAAAGGUCUUCUUGAUGGACAAUCUUGUUGCAUUUUCCCAAAUGAAUCGUUCGCGUGUUGCUGCUUUUUCGAAUGUUUUGAAGCGCUGAAAUAAACGAUUUGCUCGAUCGACCCCUGAA